AUGUCAGGCAUCGCGCGCGGGCGCCUCGCAGAGGAGCGCAAGGUGUGGCGUAAGGACCGCCCCCACGGUUUUGUCGCCCGCCCCGAGACUGUGGACGGCGCGGUGAACCUCCUACGGUGGGAGUGCUCCAUCCCGGGCCGGAAGGACACGCUGUGGGCCGGGGGCUUCUACCCUCUCACGAUGGAGUUCAGCGAGGACUACCCGUCCAAGCCGCCGAAGUGCAAGUUCCCUCAGGGGUUCUUCCACCCCAACAUCUACCCCUCGGGCACCGUCUGCCUCAGCAUCCUGAACGAGGACGAGGGUUGGAGGCCGUCGAUCACGGUGAAGCAGAUCCUGAUGGGAAUCCAGGACCUGCUGGACUCCCCAAACCCUGCCUCGCCCGCGCAGAGCGAGGCGUACAUGCUCUUCACGAACGACAGGGCGGACUACGAUAGGAAGGUGAAGGAGCAGUCGCUCAGGUACCCGGCACUCUGA
Molecule: messenger RNA, 474 nt
Organism: Micromonas commoda
Lineage: Eukaryota; Viridiplantae; Chlorophyta; Mamiellophyceae; Mamiellales; Mamiellaceae
Exons: 1
Coding region: 1-474 (157 amino acids)
Biological process (GO): protein sumoylation
Cellular component (GO): nucleus
Molecular function (GO): SUMO conjugating enzyme activity
Source: RefSeq, a predicted model, not a curated record